AUGGAUGGACAGAUGGACGAAACUGGCUGGCUGGAAGGCAGUGCCUGGGAGAAGCCAGGGAGAAGGGCGGGCCUGGAUGUGGGCCAGGGUGCUACUCCCCCACCAACCCUCAUCCCCCAGCACAGAAGGGCCGAAAACAGCCUGGACAGGUCCUCGGAAGAUGCGGGCGCCCAGACCUCAGGAGUCAGUCCGUUUCUGGUGGGGGCAGAAAUCCUGCGGCCCAGAAGUGUGAGUGGGGGCCGCCGGAGAGGAAGGAGCAGGCAGGGCAGUGACCUGCCCUCCCUGCGGAUCAAAGUGACAAGUGUAGGCUCCGCGCAUGACGCCCCUCGGCCCCUCCGGGGAAACCCGGAUAGGGGUCCACGCCGGCCAGUCCCGCGCUCCCGCCUUCGGCCCCCGGCCGGGAACGUGUUCUCGAGCCUGGCCCAGGUGCUCACCGCGCGCCGCUCCGGCCGCUUCGCGAUUCCCGUAGUCCUCCGCGCGCACGGGUUAGGGGCCGGCCGCCGCUCGUCUCCACGGCGCUGCCAGAUCAGGGUCGGCGCCGGCUCCGCGCCCGCACCCCGCGCCCCGCGCCCCGCGCCAGCCUCUAGCAAACUUUCCGGCGGCUACGCUCCGCGGCGGCGGAGGGAGAGGAGGAGGGGGCGGGGGCGGGGCGGGAGCGGCCCGAGGGUCCCCGCCCGCGCCUCCGCCCUCCUGCCGCGCCUCGGGGAGCGACUGCGGGCCCGGGAGCCCCUGCCCGCAGACCCCUCCCCGCGCACCCGUGCCCGACUCCUGCCUUGCGGACUCCUACCCCACGGGGUCCUCCCCGCGGACCCCGCCCGGCAGAACUCCCAACCCAGAGCUCGCUCGGCAGACCCCCGCCCCGGCGAACCGGGCCGGCAGACGGCAGCUCCCCGCGGGGACAGCAGCGGUGGAUGGACAGGAAAUUCACAGACGGAGGAAGGAGAGGCAGCUGGAUCAAGGACCUGGCUUAUCCUGUGAAGAAAGGAUGGGGAGGGGACGCCGGCAAUAGACAGACGUGAGUAGGAGACCUCAGCUGGACUGGAUUCAAACGAAACCAACUUGACAACAUGCACGUGGCAACCGAGAAAUCUGAUGAUGGUAACACGGGCCACUUUGUUUCUUACGUAUUAGUUACUAUUGUAGUUAUGUUAGAUUUUCUUAAAGAGCAUUUUCAGAGACUUGUGAAGUAUUUAUCUAUAAAUGACAG
Messenger RNA from Orcinus orca (killer whale), 1207 nucleotides. Its product is annotated as serine/arginine repetitive matrix protein 3-like. The transcript is spliced from 4 exons. NCBI's taxonomy places the organism in Eukaryota, Metazoa, Chordata, Mammalia, Artiodactyla, Delphinidae. The record is from RefSeq and is a predicted model, not a curated record. Bases 1 to 978 code for a protein of 325 amino acids.